Messenger RNA from Zingiber officinale, 1742 nucleotides. RefSeq names its product protein spinster homolog 3-like. Gene Ontology annotation, biological process: transmembrane transport. Gene Ontology annotation, cellular component: membrane. The transcript has 3 exons. The record is from RefSeq and is a predicted model, not a curated record. Gene Ontology annotation, molecular function: transmembrane transporter activity. The coding region runs from base 65 to 1603 and encodes 512 amino acids. Lineage: Eukaryota; Viridiplantae; Streptophyta; Magnoliopsida; Zingiberales; Zingiberaceae.
UUAGUCGGUUAUUCCUUCGCCCUUUUCUCCGAUCCGAUCAGAUCCAACGGCUGCAACACAGAGGAUGAAGCUCGGGACGGCGGAGCAGCGGACGCUGGUCCUGGUGAACCUGGCUGCGAUCAUGGAGCGAGCCGACGAGGCGCUCCUUCCGUCGGUGUACAAGGAGGUGGGCGCGGCGCUGCACGCCUCGCCCACCGGCCUCGGCUCCCUCACCCUCUUCCGAUCCAUCGUCCAGUCCGCCUGCUACCCCCUCGCGGCGUACCUGGCCACCCGCCACAACCGCACCCACGUCAUAGCGCUCGGAGCUUUGCUUUGGGCGAUCGCCACCUUCCUCGUCGCCCUCUCCAACACCUUCCUCCAGGUAGCAAUUUCCAGAGGCUUGAAUGGAAUUGGAUUAGCACUUGUGACCCCAGCAAUUCAAUCCCUUGUUGCCGACUCCACCAAUGACACCACCCGUGGUACAGCUUUCGGAUGGCUACAGCUGACCGGCAAUUUCGGUUCUAUCAUCGGAGGCUUCCUAUCUCUGUCGUUGGCUUCCACUACCGUAAUGGGAAUCGCUGGUUGGAGAGUUGCAUUUCACAUUGUCGGUAUCAUAAGCGUGGUUGUUGGAGUACUCAUCCGGCUCUUCGCAGUUGACCCUCAUUUCAUCGACGAUCCCAAGCCGGCCAGUGAUCAUCUCUCAAGGAAGACGACUUGGGCAGAAGUCCUAGAUUUGCUCGAAGAUGCGAAGGGUAUCGUAAAGGUCCCGUCGUUUCAGAUAAUCGUGGCGCAGGGAGUGACCGGUUCCUUUCCCUGGUCGGCAUUAUCUUUCGCACCGAUGUGGUUGGAACUCAUCGGUUUCUCUCACAGGGGCACUGGAAUUCUCAUGGGCGUGUUCAUCGUUGCAAGUGCACUUGGAGGGCUGUUAGGCGGGGCAAUGGGGGACUUCUUCGCCGGUCGUUUCCCUAACUCCGGGAGAAUAGUUCUGUCUCAGAUCAGUUCUGCCUCUGCAAUUCCACUUGCAGCCUUGUUGAUGCUGGUCUUGCCAGAUGAUCCAUCCACGGGAGUGGUACACGGCCUCGUCAUGUUCAUCAUGGGCUUAAGCAUCUCUUGGAAUGCCCCGGCGACAAACAACCCUAUAUUUGCAGAGAUAGUGCCUGAGAAAUCAAGAACAAGUAUAUAUGCACUCGAUCGAUCUUUAGAGUCUGUUCUUUCAUCGUUUGCCCCUCCUACCGUCGGCAUUUUGGCUGAGCGUGUCUACGGCUACCGGCCAGUGGCCAAUGGACGAAGCAACAAUAGUAUCGAGGGAGACAGUGCAAAUGCUGCAUCUCUAGCCAAGGCACUUUACACAUCGAUAGCGAUUCCUAUGACGCUCUGCUGCUUCAUCUAUUCGUUCCUCUACUGUACGUAUCCGAGAGACAGAGGCAGGGCGCGAAUGGAUUCGGUGAUAGCAUCGGAACUGGAACAGAUCGAGUUGGAUAAUGCUCAGGAAAUGUUCAGAGAGUUUUCUGAGGUUCAGCUCUCUGAAAUUGAGAUGAAUGAGAACCAGAGAAGUGUGAUUGAUAUUGUUUAUGAGGAUGAAGACACUGAUGACAGCGAUGAGCGAACACUACUCGCCCACUAAGUAGAGUUUCCGAAUUGUAGUAGUAAAUAAUCAUAGCUAACCUUGUUUUGAACUUGCAUUAAAAACCAUUCAUAUUUGCAUUACAACUCAGUUGCUGUAAUUAACAACGAAACAAAACAGCUGAUUUUCGAGCACAAAA